AUGUCCAUCAGCGCCGCAGGCAUCUAUGCCGCACUCCCGUCCACCUCAAGAGGCUUGCCUACCCCUCUGAGCUCUGACUCCAAGGGCGAGCGCAUUGCGUAUGCCGCCAACAAGUCCAUAUUUAUUCGAUCCAUCGACAAUCCUGCCAUAUCCACUCAGUAUACCCAACACACCACCACCACAACCGUCGCCAGGUUCGCGCCUUCCGGCUUUUAUUGUGCCUCUGGGGAUGCUUCAGGCAUUGUUCGGGUCUGGGACUGCUCACCCAAUGGAUCAGGAGCGACGAAAGGGGAAUAUGCCAUCAUAUCAGGCCGAAUCAACGACAUUGCGUGGGACGGUGAUAGCCAGCGCAUUAUAGCGGUAGGAGAUGGAAAACAACGGUUCGGACACUGCGUAACGGCGGACUCGGGGAACACAGUAGGAGAGAUAAGCGGGCACUCUGCACAGGUUAAUGCUGUCAGCAUAAGACAGCAAAGACCCUUGCGAGCGGCUACGGGAGGUGAUGACAAGAACUUGGUCUUCUAUCACGGGGCUCCAUUCAAAUUCAAUGGCAUCCCUGGCCGAGGAAACCACACGAAUUUCAUCUAUGGAGUUGCCUUCUCGCCUGACGGCAACCAUUUGCUAAGCGUCGGUGGUGACAAGAAGAUCUAUCUGUAUGACGGCAAAACUGGGGAGGUGAAGACCGAGGUCGCCGACGGUGCAGAAGGCCACAAAGGCAGCAUUUUUGGGGUCUCAUGGUCCAAAGAUUCGAAAAGCUUUGUGACAUGCUCGGGGGAUCGGACUGUCAAGACCUGGGAUGUGGAGGCUGGGAAAGUCACACAUACUUGGUCUUUCGGUGAUGGUAUGGCUGUUUCAGAUCAGCAAGUCGGCGUCGUAUGGCCGGCAGGCAGAUCAGAUGGAUUGAUCAUAUCUCUGUCACUCAGUGGGGAUCUCAAUUAUCUGAACACUAGCUCGAGCAAGCCCUCCAAGAUCAUUUCAGGUCAUCAGAAAAAUAUCACAGCGCUUACCUCUUCCGGGGAUGCUGAAAAUGCAACGUUGUGGACAGGCAGUUCCGAAGGGCGAUUGUGCUCUUGGGAUGCUGCAAACGGUACAGCAGAGACAAUCGAAGGGGAUGGACCCACCAACAUCAUCUCAGGACUUGCCGCUACGCCUUCUGGAAAGCACCCCCAAGUUUUUGCUGUCAGUUGGGAUGAUACAUUAAGAACAGUCGACGCCGGAGCAAAGACGUUCAUGGGGAAGUCAACAAGAUUGUCAUCACAGCCGAAAGCCCUGACCUGCACCACCAACUCUCUGCUGGUUGUAGCUCAGCUAGAAAGUGUCAUUGUCUACAAAGAUGGGGAAGAAGACGGCGAGCUGCCCUUGAAAUCAGCACCAACAUCUCUGGCUUCCCAUGGCAGCACUGUCGCAAUCGGUUCUCAGGACUCCAGCCUUCGCUUGUUCUCGGUUGUGCCAGGAAAAGCACCCAAGCAGGUUGCGUUCGUCGAACAAGUUUCCGCCCAUCCCCUAACAGCCCUGUCAUUUUCAAAUGAUGGCUCAAUGUUAGCAGCCGGUUCUGCAGCGGGGAAGAUUUAUGUCUACAAGGUCAGGAGUGGGAUUACAGGGCUGGUAACUGGAAGUUCGUCGCUUGAGCUAGUAACCGAUCGGUGGAGCGCUCAUACGGCGAAGAUCACCUGCAUCGCAUGGAAUCCAGAAGGGACAGGGGCGGCUUCUGGAAGCUUAGAUACCAACAUUUUUGCUUGGAGUUUGAAGGAACCCGGAAAGCGAGUGAAAGAGACGAAUGCACAUAAAGAAGGGGUCAAUGGUCUCGUUUGGCUCGGAGAUACCGUCUACAGCACGGGAGCAGAUGCCACGGUCAAGAAGUGGAAGAUCAAGAUAGUUUAG
Molecule: messenger RNA, 1881 nt
Organism: Cladophialophora psammophila CBS 110553
Lineage: Eukaryota; Fungi; Ascomycota; Eurotiomycetes; Chaetothyriales; Herpotrichiellaceae
Exons: 1
Coding region: 1-1881 (626 amino acids)
Biological process (GO): positive regulation of actin filament depolymerization; actin filament depolymerization
Cellular component (GO): cortical actin cytoskeleton
Molecular function (GO): actin filament binding
Source: RefSeq, a predicted model, not a curated record